UAAACACAUUCUAUUUUCUUUCGACGUCGUUGUUCGAGUCGUCGACAUCCUAGUCGUCCAUCCCAACUUUGGAAGUCGGAAAGCUGCCAAAAAAAUAAGUUUAUUUACAGUGAGAAUGCUUUCGUCAUCACCAGGGAAAUUGAACGUAGAAGAUGAGGAAAGAACCAGACCCUCCAAAGAUCUACAAUAGAAUUGUCACAGACAGCUUCGAGACGGCCAUCAAACUGGAAUGUUAAUCCCAAAAAUAUCACACUUGGACUGUCGCUCGAGUCAGGAAAUGAGAACGUAACCAAACACUCUCACGAUAACUCAACAAGUUGAAGCGGGCCGCCUCUCCAUAAGAGAAUAAAUAUAUAAAGAUGCCAAGAUGUCAACAUGAUCCUUCAUUAUCACUCCUUCCAAAGCAUCCAACUCUCGUCCAUCUUUUUUUACUCCCCAAACACCCCUCCAAAGGCCAGGUCGCCAAUAAUGCAACUCACCUCGUUCAUACACACCACUUGUGCCUUGAUGGCAAUGGCGAAUCCAGUUUCCGGGCUACCGGGAGGCUCCUCGGCCGGCAAUUUGGUGCCCCGAGACGACGAUAUCAAGCCGGCCUGCGGUAACUCACCAUCCGCCUUUGUCAAGGCCGACGGCGCCACCAUAUCCAGCCGUCUCCGGACUGAUCACCCCAAUGACGGAUUCACGAUGUUACAUAAUACCAUGCAAGGCCAAACCAUCCGCAGUGCUCAGGUGUGCUUAAACAACCAGGGAACAUUUAGCCAAACCCGCACUGUAGCUACUCUUGCUGUGGCCGAUGCGACGGAUGAGGUCCUUAAACGCUGCUGUCCAGAUGAUACCGUGCCAUGCCAGGGAGGCUUGGGCUCUGUAAAGUCGACAGAUGGUAAAAAGACUUUCCCGCUUGUUGUGGCUUCAGGGACUGUUAAUUGCGAGACCAUUAAAGCCGUCGAGUCCAAGUUCUUUUAGAGGCCGCUCAUCCGACAGUGUGGUGGUGAAAUAACCCACACCUAAAUUAUAUAACCUCCCAAAUGAGUUGAGCUAGGCCCUAGCUCCUGGCGAGUCAGGCAGCUUGGGAGAUUCUUCGGGUCAUAGUGCGGUGCUGCGGUGCGGUUGGAAUUGUGGUUGUGGUUAUGGUGAGAAUAGCCUGCUUGAGGCC
This is a messenger RNA of Pyricularia oryzae 70-15, 1153 nucleotides long. RefSeq lists its product as uncharacterized. Bases 376 to 963 code for a protein of 195 amino acids. Lineage: Eukaryota; Fungi; Ascomycota; Sordariomycetes; Magnaporthales; Pyriculariaceae. The record is from RefSeq and is a predicted model, not a curated record. The transcript has 2 exons.